Drosophila willistoni is the source of this 1590-nucleotide messenger RNA. Its product is annotated as probable cytochrome P450 313a4. The transcript has 7 exons. The record is from RefSeq and is a predicted model, not a curated record. Gene Ontology annotation, molecular function: oxidoreductase activity, acting on paired donors, with incorporation or reduction of molecular oxygen; heme binding; monooxygenase activity. The coding region runs from base 58 to 1443 and encodes 461 amino acids. NCBI's taxonomy places the organism in Eukaryota, Metazoa, Arthropoda, Insecta, Diptera, Drosophilidae.
UCUCUUACGCUUGUUUGGAUUUAUUAUCUAUGGAGUCGUCGAAGAUAUUACGCCCUGAUGCUUAAAGUGCCAGGACCAAAGAUACUUGGCCAUACGGGUGCAAGCAAAAGAGAUCUUAUACCCUUAACUGAAAGGUUUUUUCAAAAGUACGGAAAUGAAUAUCUGUCGUGGGUUGGACCCUUUCCAGUUUAUAUAACGCGUGAACCACAAUUGAUUCAGGAAAUAUUAAACUCUCCACAUUGUGUGAAGAAGAGUGGUUUUGUUUACAAAGUAAUCUCUAAUAUUUUGGGCGAUGGACUAAUGACUUCCGAAAAUCCAAAGUGGAGCAAGCAUAGAAAAUUAUUGAAUCCAGCAUUUAAGCAAAACAUUUUAUUUCGUUUUAUGACGAUUUUCAAUACCGAGACCAAGAAUUUUCUAAAACUGAUGGACUCAUAUGUGGGAACUGGCGAAAAGGAUCUGUUAACAGAUCUGUUGAGCUUAGCAUUUAGAACAACGACACAAACCACGAUAGGUUCGAAAGUGACAGAGCACGAAGCUUUUAAAACCAAUACUUUGAUGCACAGCUUUGAAUAUUUACAAGAUACAAUCAUAAAGCAAAUACUAUACCCUUGGCUACGCAAUACGCAGAUCCUCAAACUUACGGGCUUACAUAGGCCAAUAUCUGAUGCCAUAUCCUUUCUAAACAAAACUGUUUUAGAGAUGAUAGAAGACAAAAUUACAACUUCAGAUGACGUUUCAAAAGGUGGAGAAAACAAUCCUUUCUUUGUUGUUGAUCAUGUAAUGGCUCAUUUGAAAAAUGGCAACUUUACUUACGAAAAUGCCAAAUCAGAAGCCAAUAUUAUUAUUGCAGCCGGCUAUGAGACAGUUGGAAGUGUCAUAUUAUUUACAUUGACUUUCUUGGCCAUGCAUUCCGAAUAUCAAGAUAGACUAUACGAAGAAUUGCUGGAAUUGUACCCCAAGUUAGGUGAUUUUGAGGUUACCUAUGACGAUAUUCAGAAAUUGGACUAUUUGGAUCGCGUUUUAAAUGAAACGAUGCGUUUGAUUCCACCCGUUCCUGCUAUAUUUAGGCAGAAUACCGAAGAUAUUAAACUCUCAAACGGUACUUUAAUUCCAAAAGGAACCCAUUUAGGAAUCUGCAUAUUUAAUUUGCAUCGCUCUGAAGAUCUUUGGGGAGCAAAAUCAUCGACAUUUGAUCCCGACAAUUUUCUUCCCGACAACGUACAACAAAGGCAUCCGUACUCUUUUAUACCCUUUGUAAAAGGCAUAAGAACUUGCAUAGGAAUGCGAUAUGCAUAUAUGUUGACAAAAGUAGCUUUGGUCAAACUCUUGAGGAAUUACAAAUUUAGCACGAAAUUUCGCUACGAAGACCUUUCAUUUCUCAUGCGUGUGGCUAUGCAGCUAGAGAAGACACCACUUUUAGAGUUGAAAAAGAGGUCAAAAUAAUGUCUGAUUGGUAAAUCAGAUUUCAAAAUUGGGUAAUCUUAAUACAUAUGUGAACUUCAAGGCGUUUUUGAACUUUUGUUUUGGCUCUAUAAUUUGUUAGACCCAAUUAACCUCUAAAUAAAUUUCACCUAAAAUGUUUUAAAGUAA